Molecule: messenger RNA, 2883 nt
Organism: Rhincodon typus (whale shark)
Lineage: Eukaryota; Metazoa; Chordata; Chondrichthyes; Orectolobiformes; Rhincodontidae
Product: patatin-like phospholipase domain-containing protein 2
Exons: 9
Coding region: 90-1322 (410 amino acids)
Biological process (GO): triglyceride catabolic process; lipid homeostasis
Cellular component (GO): lipid droplet; membrane; cytoplasm
Molecular function (GO): triacylglycerol lipase activity
Source: RefSeq, a predicted model, not a curated record
ACAGCGGGGUGGAAGCAGAGAGGAGGCUGCUGGAAAAUGUGAAGCAGAGCGGUUCCUUGUCUUGUCCCGCGAAUACGCUGUUGAGUGAGAUGCUGCUUCCCGAAGACUCGACCUCCUGGAGCAUCUCGUUCGCCGGCUGCGGGUUCCUGGGCAUUUACCAUAUCGGCGUUGCCAGUUGCCUGUUGGAACACGCUCCGCAGCUGGUCCACAACGCCAGCAACAUCUACGGCGCAUCGGCCGGAGCGCUGACAGCCUGUGCCCUGGCCAGCGGAGCUUGUCUCGGAGAAUGUGGCGCAAAUGUCAUUGAUGUUUCCAAAGAAGCACGCAAAAGGUUUCUGGGUCCACUCCACCCUUCCUUUAACUUGACAAAGAUCAUCCGUAGCCGGCUUUACAAAGGACUUCCAGACAAUGCACACGAGCUGGCAACAGGUCGACUGGGCAUUUCGUUGACCCGUGUCUCUGAUGGCGAGAAUGUUCUGGUGACAGUUUUCAACAAUAAGGAGGAGCUCGUCCAGGCCUGUAUAUGCAGUGCGUUUAUUCCUGUGUACUGUGGACUAAUACCCCCAGCACUGCAAGGAGUGAUGAUGCGGGAUUUGUGCAAACAAGGAUACAGUGAUGCACUUGACUUUCUCCAGAAGAAUGCUCUGCUGAACCAGCGACAACCUUUGCGCAGUCCUUCCCAGUCAGCUUCAGGUGAAUGCGAUACAGCUGAUGACGUUGAGGAAGAUUUAACUGUUCAACUGUUAGACCGGGUCAGUAAGAAGGAUGACCAGAUCCUGGCACAUCUGUCACCGCAGCUGCACAAAGCACUAAUUGAAGCCUGUGCUGACCAACGAGGGUUUCGUGCAGUCUUUUCAAACAUGCUGCCAGUCCGCCUAGCCUCGAUUCUUAUGCUUCCUUAUACCUUGCCUCUGGAAUCUGCAAUCUCGUUCACCAUAAAAAUGUUAGAAUGGUUGCCUGAUCUGCCAGAAGACAUUGACUGGAUGAAAGGCCAGUUUGCCAAUAUUUUGUGGUACAUUGCUACGAAUGCUAAGGCAAAACUGGGACAUCAUCUUUCAACAAGGCUGCAAUGCAGUACAAAGUUACAAAGGACCCAAAGCCUUUUCAUAUCAGAGAGACCAUCUCCCUACACCUCAGUGAAGAAGUGGAUCCGGAGCAAUACUUCUGUGAGGGAUCUGAUUUCCAAAUGCGAAGCAUACCAGCGUCACCUCUGGCCCAGCAUGCUAUCACUCAACUGGGAAAUGCAGGCCUCUGUCUUUCAGGAUGAUCUCAAUUCCGGCUUAGAGAUGAAACCCUCUAUCCACCAUGGGGACCAGAUCUGACCAUGAGAAGGAGCCUCCUUCCACACACACGUAGCAAUUCUUCCUGUCAGUGUCAUGUCACCUGCAGAUAUUGUUGUUAUACAAGCGUUCGUAUGUUUUUCUUAUGCACCAGCAUGCCGCAUGGAAAUGAACUGCUUGAAAACUUGUGGAAUUAUGCAUUCCACGCAAACCAUGCUUCCUGACAAACUUCUUCCAUUUGAGCAAACUAUUUUCUAUGAACCACUUUGCAGUUGUUUGCAACCACUAAGUUUGGGAUACAUCUAGUUUAGAACUUCAGUAGAGCAGUACCCUGAUAAAUAGCCAAUGCGUGUAAUUACUGUUUUUAAGGUUUGAAAGUGAAGGUCAUAAAAUAAAGCAUGAGGACUUCCUGCUGCCAGUUCAGCCUGCCUGUCUGAAAUCUUCAGCCUGUCCGCCUUGGCCUAACUGGAACCUUAAAGUGACCAAUUGACAGUUGCCUUCUGAUAGAUCUGCAGCUCUCCAAAGUGGCACUUCCUAUUGAGAUAGGUGAAAGUUUUGUCUGUAAUACAAUUAACAUUGGUGUUGAAUUGCUGCAGAGUAGCUGUGAACGUCACGAGUGGAAACCCCACCUUGACCAUUCCGCCCACAAAUCCCUGGCUUUUCAGUCUGAGGGUUGGUAUUGAUGGCACCUUCCCUAUAAAAUCCACCAAUGCUGUCAACAAACUAAGAAAAAACUUUGAUUCAGACAUUGCAGUCCAAGAAUUUUGGAAUGGUACCGGAGACUGAAACUGGCUAAAGUGAUGCAUUUAAAUUCUCUCCGUGUAUUGUGCCGUACAAACUGUCAGAAAAGUUUUUUUUGUUACCUGUUCUAAGGUCAGUCUGCUCUCGUGCUCUCUCUAUUUGCAUAUUCUCCUUUGUAAAUAAUUGCUGUUCUUUGGCAAUCAAUCAAUAAUCACACACAAUGUUACUGUACAGGAUUUUAAACCUGUUAGGAUUUGAUAACAAUUAUAAAGCCUUUCCUGCAGAAAACUUCCCCUGAAAUCUGUAAACCACCCUUAUUUAUACAUCUUGCCAAGUUUUUCCUCACUCUGGAGAUGCACUGACCCUUGCUUCAUAAAUCUCUGGUCUAUUUCGACAAUGCCCACACUCCAAGUGUUUGCAUUUUCACCUGUCAAGGGCACGACACAAAAAUGUGAUCCUUCCUCCUGCAAUUGUGUUUGCCCUUUCGUGCAUGUACGAACACGCAUCCUUUUCUCUUUCCCUUUCUCCUUUCACACUACAAAUUCUGUAGAUUUGAUUUUUUUUUAAAAUUGUCCCCUAAAUAUUGCACUAAUUCCACCAUUCUACCCCUAAACCACUAAACCAUUUUCAGUACGGGACUGUUUCUAAGUGCUAACCUGGGGGAACAGUGUAGGAAUCAACAUUACGAAUUUCUGGCAUGUAUGAUGUUGCUAUCAAAUUGUAUAAUAUGUAAAGCCAAUUGUGAUCAGGGAAGCAUAGUUUUAUAUAAUUUGUGUAUUGAUUUAGAUCUGAUUCAAUUUGCUGUGUUGUAAUAUUUAGCCUCUCUUGAGUUAAUGAUUAUUAAUAAAAGUGUUGUAAUUAA